AAGGGGGAGGGGGUUACAGGGAGUGAUGACGUUUCUUCGUUAGCCGGAAGGUUCCGUGGUGGUUACUGGUGUUCCAGCUGGUUCAAAUUGUGUGGGUUCUAGUCCGAGGAGCUGAGGUCUCAUUCCCAUAUUCGCUGUUAGGAAUUCGGGCGCUCAUUGUCCCGUAUCUGCCCGUUCCUCUCUCCAAGUGUCUCUUCUCUAGUGGAGCGGGGCGACUUCGGAGGCUGUGGCGUUCACUCGCCUUUCCAGAUCUUACCUUUUAAGAUUGUAUUAAACUGUCAAGAUGGUGUUAGCAGAUCUUGGAAGAAAAAUAACCUCAGCACUACGCUCAUUGAGCAAUGCCACCAUUAUCAAUGAAGAGGUUUUAAAUGCUAUGCUAAAAGAAGUAUGCACAGCCUUAUUGGAAGCAGAUGUUAAUAUUAAGCUGGUGAAGCAGCUCCGAGAAAAUGUCAAGUCUGCAAUUGAUCUUGAAGAAAUGGCAUCAGGUCUAAACAAAAGAAAAAUGAUUCAGCAUGCUGUAUUUAAGGAACUUGUGAAGCUUGUAGACCCUGGAGUUAAAGCCUGGACACCAACCAAAGGGAAACCAAAUGUUAUUAUGUUUGUUGGGUUGCAGGGUAGUGGUAAAACCACAACAUGUUCUAAGUUAGCGUAUUAUUACCAGAGAAAAGGUUGGAAGACUUGUUUGAUAUGUGCAGACACAUUCAGAGCAGGAGCUUUUGACCAGCUAAAACAGAAUGCUACAAAAGCAAGAAUUCCAUUCUAUGGAAGCUAUACAGAAAUGGACCCUGUGAUCAUUGCCUCUGAAGGUGUGGAAAAAUUCAAAAAUGAAAACUUUGAAAUUAUUAUUGUUGAUACAAGCGGCCGUCAUAAACAAGAAGAUUCUUUGUUUGAAGAAAUGCUCCAAGUAGCUAAUGCUAUACAACCUGACAACAUCGUUUAUGUAAUGGAUGCUUCCAUCGGUCAGGCUUGUGAAGCACAAGCUAAGGCUUUCAAAGACAAAGUAGAUGUAGCCUCGGUAAUUGUGACAAAACUUGAUGGCCAUGCAAAAGGUGGUGGUGCACUUAGUGCUGUUGCUGCCACCAAAAGUCCUAUAAUUUUCAUUGGUACUGGCGAGCAUAUAGAUGACUUUGAACCUUUUAAAACACAGCCUUUCAUCAGCAAACUUCUUGGUAUGGGCGAUAUUGAAGGAUUGAUAGAUAAAGUCAAUGAAUUAAAGUUGGAUGACAAUGAAGCACUUAUAGAAAAGCUGAAACAUGGUCAGUUUACAUUGAGAGAUAUGUAUGAACAAUUCCAAAACAUCAUGAAAAUGGGCCCGUUCAGUCAAAUAUUGGGUAUGAUCCCUGGUUUUGGAACAGAUUUUAUGAGCAAAGGCAACGAACAAGAGUCAAUGGCAAGGCUAAAAAAACUGAUGACAAUAAUGGACAGUAUGAAUGAUCAAGAACUUGACAGUACAGAUGGUGCAAAAGUUUUCAGUAAACAACCAGGAAGAAUCCAAAGAGUAGCAAGAGGAUCAGGUGUCUCAACAAGAGAUGUUCAGGAGCUUUUGACACAAUAUACAAAGUUUGCUCAAAUGGUAAAAAAGAUGGGUGGUAUCAAAGGACUUUUCAAAGGAGGUGACAUGUCAAAGAAUGUAAGCCAAUCCCAGAUGGCAAAACUAAACCAACAAAUGGCCAAAAUGAUGGAUCCAAGAGUACUUCAUCAUAUGGUUUGUGACUUUCUUGGAGAGAAGAUUGCAUCACUUCUGGGUAUCAGCACCCCAAAGUACCAAUAUGCCAUUGAUGAGUAUUACCGGAUGAAGAAAGAGGAGGAAGAGGAAGAAGAAGAAAAUCGAAUGUCCGAAGAGGCAGAAAGACAGUAUCAGGAACAACAGAAGAAGCUUCAGACAGAUUCCACUAUUCAGACAGACCAGCCAGAAACUUUGGCAUCAAGUUCAUUUGUGAACCUCAAUUUUGAAAUGGAUGGAGUACCUAUUGAAAAUAAACAAAGCCUAACCACAACUUAGAAUAAAAUAACUUAAAUUUUAAACACCAAGGUAUUUUUUUUUUAAUCCAGGGAAACUUACAGUGGAACUUAUUGGUUAUUUGUAUUUAAACUUGUUGAAAUGAGUAAUUCCCCUUCAGCAGCUUCAGGUUGCCUCUUAAAGUAAAAAAUCUAUCUAGUAAAAAGCAGUUUUCUUUCAAACAAAGACUUGCUUACAGGUAUGAGAAGCCUAGAGCUAAAGCUUAGAUCUAUAUUAAAAGCAGUAAAAGAUCUGUUGUCUAAAUGUCUCAAUGACAGUCAAUAUAAGAACAUGUAAUUUUAUGUUUAUAAAACUGGGUGAGUAUAUGGAAAAAUGAAACUGAACUGACAUUAAAUUUUCAAAACAAAAUAAGAUUUUUAAAAAUAUCUUCUAAUUUGUAGACAUAUUUAUGUUGACUGAUACUAACAUGACUUUCCUCAGUGCCUAAAAUUUGGUCUUAAAAAAAGAUGGACAACAUUUUUUAUUGUUAAUUUAGAAAAACUUGUAUUCCAAUUAGUCAUGGAAAAUGAUAUAGGAAGAAUGGAAUUGUCCAGUUCCAUUCUUUUCAAAUUAACUGUUAUUUUGUAAUAUUAAUUUUAGUUUAUUUAGACCUGUUUAAUCUUGACUUUUUCUUAAUAGUGGGAUUAGGGACCAAAUAAAAUUUUUACUCAUUUUCAGUUUUUAAAAUCCUUUUUAUAGAAGCUAUAAAAAUCCAGUUGGCAACUGAAUAAUUUACAAAGUAUAUUCAAAUUAAAGAUAUAAAAAUUGCUCAAAAAGAUUCCUACUUUUGGCAAUGAAGUUUUUGCCUUUAUCAUUCUUUGUUUUCUAGUGGAUAAAAUGAAGUGUGAUAAGUGUUUCAAAAUAGCAUAUAUAUAUAUAUUUUUAAUGAGCUUAAAUGUACAUAAUCAGUACAGGUAUGACAUUUGUUUGUGAUGGCCAUUUGUAAGUUUAAGCAGUAUAGGGGCAAGGAAGAAUCAGAAGAAUGUUUUAGAAGUGCUGUUUUUAAAACAGUAAGAAACACACUAAAAAAGGUACCAAAGCUUUCAAAAAUGAGAGAUAAUUGUUAAAAGCCAUUUAAACAAAAUUAACCAAAUCUUCAGUCUUCCAUUUAAAUAAGUAUAUAUGUUUACAACAACUACAUCUGUUGUGAAAACCUGCCUUUAUAUUCUAUCUGGUCACAAAGCAUAAGCUCACGUUAGUUUGAAAAAAGAGUAGAAAUCAGAUCUUUGUAUCUGAUUUCAGUUUGCAACUUUUUAAAGUAGCCUUUAAUUGAUUAAAGAGGGAAAAUCAAAAUAUCUAAAAACAGUCCUCCUCCUCUCCCAUAAUCUUUUACCAUUUACUGGAAGAAUACUUUUUUUAAACCCCUACCUUCUGUCUUAGAAUUAAUACUGUGUAUUGGUUUCAAGGUGGAAGAGAGGUAAGGACUAGGCAAUGGGGGUUUAGUGACUUGGCUGGGGUCACACAGCUAGGAAGUGUCUGAAGUCAGAUUUUGAACCCAGGACUUUCUGUCUCUGGACCUGGCUAUCAAUCUAUUGAGCCCCUUAGCAGAAUAAUUUUUUAAAAGCAUGUUGUUAGCAGGUAUGUGGCACUUUCCCUUUCAGCUGAUUAUGACUAACUUUAUAUUUGACAGUUUCAUACACUCAAAAGCAAAUUUUCCAUUGAAGUCCUAGUUAUAGGGUAGAGAUUACUAAAAUACCACCUAACCUACCUAAAAUUUUCCUACUAGUCAUUUCUGCAUUUCUUCCACCACUCCCCCUCCAAACCUUUUCCUACCCUCUAAACUUAUAGUACCAUGAGUAGGCAAGUGUUUGUCCCAUUGAAUAAAGUUAGGAAUUGCACUGCGACUUUAGAAUUGUGUUAAAAUUUGAAACUUCCAGAACUAUAUUUCUGUACUAUAUUAAUCAUGAUCAGGCAGGUCGUUGUCCUAACUUUAUAUCUAAUAUAUUUACUGUGCCUUAAUAUGUAAAUACUUAGUUGAUGCAAAUUGUUUAAAAUGGUGAAAAUGAUUAUUAAUUAAAUUAUUUGUUUUACGUGAACCUGAAA
This is a messenger RNA of Monodelphis domestica (gray short-tailed opossum), 4042 nucleotides long. Lineage: Eukaryota; Metazoa; Chordata; Mammalia; Didelphimorphia; Didelphidae. The record is from RefSeq and is a predicted model, not a curated record.